AAUCGUGACUCUAGCACUUGUCAGGUAUAGCGAAAAGUCUUAGCUAUGUCGUGGAGUACACCAUCCAGCAACCUAUUUAACGCCCUAGAUCUCUCACAUCUCAGAAAUUGAAGAGUACAACUAGGCGUCUUUCCGCUCAGCAUCAAAUUUAUCCCCAACUCACAUCGAGCUCCCCUGGCUUUUGCUUGAUCAUUGACUAUCCAGCAUGGCUCUCCGUCCGUGCAAGGUCCUAAUCGUGGGGGGUGGGAUCGCCGGUCUCGCUCUUGCUCUUAUGCUGGAAAAGAAUGCUAUCGACUAUGUAUUACUUGAGGCAUACCCAGAUAUUGUGACGGAAGUCGGCGCCGGCAUCUGCAUGAUGCCGAACGGUCUCCGAACCCUUGACCAGCUGGGCUGCUGUGAGGAUUUGCUCAGUCAUACCGGGAAUCCCGUCACUAAUAUAUCCUGGCGAGAUCUAGAGGGGGAGCUACUAGGCUCUUUAGAUGGAUCGGUACUCAAUGAAAGAUAUGGUUAUCAUGCGCUGUGGAUGGACCGCAAGGUGCUGCUCGAGGUUCUCUACAGCCGUAUCUCGGACAAAUCAAAACUAUUGACCCAAAAGCGUGUCGCCACGGUUGAGCACGCCGAGAACUAUGUCGAGGUCACCACGACUGAUGGCUCCGUAUACCGUGCUGACAUCCUUGUCGGAGCCGAUGGGACGCACUCCCGUAUCCGACAGGAAAUGACCCGGUUGGCAACAAACCUUGGGCUCCAGGAUGGUUACGAUGACGAGACCCCUGCGACCUAUUCCUGCAUCUUCGGCGUAUCAGCUGGAGUUCCUGGAAUCUCCCCAGGCUGUCUUGAUUUUGUCGUAAACGAACAAUCUUCAUACGUCAUCGGGACUGGACCCGAUAACCGGAUAUACUGGUUUCUCGUGUCCCACAUGGGGAAGACAUUCUACGGUGCAGACAUCCCUCGCUUAGACAACAAAGACCAAGACAUUCUCGCUCAAAAACACUGGAAUGACCACAUUACACCAGAUGUGCGGUUCUCAGAUCUGUACGAGAAGAGGAUAUCGACUAUAUACACUCCUAUGCGUGAAUGCGUGGACAAGAAAUGGCACUUGAACCGAGUCAUGCUCAUUGGAGAUGCCGCCCACAAGGUGAGUUCGCAUGUCAAACCCCUUAAAGUUCCUUUUCGGCUCGUGAUGUAACUGAUGUUUACUCCUGGUGGCAGAUGCUUCCUAGCACCGGACAG
Molecule: messenger RNA, 1230 nt
Organism: Aspergillus pseudotamarii
Lineage: Eukaryota; Fungi; Ascomycota; Eurotiomycetes; Eurotiales; Aspergillaceae
Product: FAD-dependent oxidoreductase
Exons: 2
Coding region: 206-1186 (326 amino acids)
Molecular function (GO): FAD binding
Source: RefSeq, a predicted model, not a curated record